AUGAAACUCAUCGAUCGUCUCCUCCGAUGGAGGAAAGCAAGCGACGAGGAGCGCUUCCCGACCACACCAGAACAAGCCCUCUCGGUCCUGGCCCUGGGCCAUACGGAUGCCGACACUGCCCAUAUUCUCGACCCCUCGGUGAACUUUGAUCCACAAUGGGCCCUCCAGAGAGAAGACAUCCCCGACCGGCGCUCAUUCACCUACACGGGACCGGAUGCUCCCCCGCUCAGGAUCCUAGAUCUGGGCGCCUCGCAGGCCAGCCAAAGGCAGCUCUCGGCCGCCACCGCCAUGAUAUUCGCCGCCAACCUUGAGCCCUAUGACCAGCCCGGCCCGCCGCCGGCGCUCAACCACAUCCAGAGCGUCUUGGCACGCCUUGCUGCAGUCAGAAGCUCGGCGCCUGAUCUGUCAUUGAUCCUCAUCCUGCGCAACACCGGCCCUUUCCGGCGCAAGCUGGACCAGGUGCCCAUGGAGAGCUGCUUUCCCGGAGAGAAUUGCUCCUUUCGGGCAGAUGAGCUCGAGGGAGUGCCAGGGGUGAAACUGCUCAUGCGCAAGCUCAGAGAGACGAGCCCGCGGUCAGAGCCUGGAGAGGAUGAAAACUUUUACAUGAAUUUUAUAGCUAGGAAUGCGAGUGUUAGAGACAUGAGCUUCAUCAUCUUGGUGAUAAGCGAUGUGGCGCGCAAUCGCUGA
Pyricularia pennisetigena is the source of this 687-nucleotide messenger RNA. RefSeq lists its product as uncharacterized. The coding region runs from base 1 to 687 and encodes 228 amino acids. Lineage: Eukaryota; Fungi; Ascomycota; Sordariomycetes; Magnaporthales; Pyriculariaceae. The record is from RefSeq and is a predicted model, not a curated record. The transcript has a single exon.